Lontra canadensis (Northern American river otter) is the source of this 1090-nucleotide messenger RNA. It is a transcript of the gene DNAJC5G, whose product is annotated as DnaJ heat shock protein family (Hsp40) member C5 gamma. NCBI's taxonomy places the organism in Eukaryota, Metazoa, Chordata, Mammalia, Carnivora, Mustelidae. The record is from RefSeq and is a predicted model, not a curated record. The transcript has 6 exons. Bases 134 to 655 code for a protein of 173 amino acids.
CUCCCAGGUUUUUUGGCAGCGCCAAAAAGCGACCGGGAGUGUUGGCGCAGCACUCUAAGCGCUGUUGGCCACUGGACCCUGGCGGUGUGAAAUUUCACACCCAGAUGGAGGUUGUGUGAGGCUUCCCCAGAUCAUGGCUCAUUUGGAUGAAGCAGCCCGCCAGCUGUCCAAAAGUGGGACAACCCUCUAUGCCGUGCUGGAGCUUAAGAAAGGUGCCUCACCUGAAGACAUCAAAAAGGCUUACAGGAAACUGGCCUUAAAGUAUCAUCCAGACAAGAAUCCAGGGGAUGCUCAAGCAGCAGAAAUAUUCAAAGAGAUCAACACAGCCCACUCCAUACUGAGUGACCCUAAGAAGCGGAAAAUCUAUGACCGGCAUGGCUCGUUGGGAAUAUACAUAUACGAUCACUUUGGUGAAGAAGGCGUCACAUACUAUUUUACGAUGAAUAGUUGCUGGUUCAAGACACUGGUCCUCCUGUGUGCCCUGCUCACCUGCUGCUGUUGCUGCUGCUGCUGCUGCUUUUGCUGUGGAACGCUUAAGCCGCCAUCUGAGGAGGUUGCCAGAAGAUACCAGCAGAAUGUCCAGAAUCAGCCUCCGAGGGCAGGAAACAAAAGAAACUUUAGAAGAGGUCAAGAUGAUGAUGAAGAUGAUUUCUAAAAGAAGAAGAGGAGUGCUGACCCAGCGAGGGUGCCUUCUGCUGCCCAACACACUGGACAUGUUGAAGAGGGGAGCAAGUAGCCGUGUCCUGACAUUGACCCUGAUUUGCCCCUCUUCUUAUAAAAAUCCCAACUUCAGAAGCCUUGAUGGCAUCUAUCCCAGUGAGGAUGCCCCCUCUGUCCUUGAUGGUAUCAUUGACCCUGGCAAUACAGGGUCACCCACCUCCUCUUCUUUUUAGCUCCAGUCCCAAUUUUAAUCUGUUUAGACAGCAGCCCUCCCAUCUCUACCCUUAUGAGGUCUCAGGCCAUGGUGACAGACUUUUCCCAAGCAUUCUUUUUCCUGUGCCUUGAGAUUUGGGCCAAUUUCAACUGGUAAGGGCCCUGAGCCACUUUCACUGUCUCCACCAAGAUCCUGAUAACUGAGCAGAGUAGAUCC